Molecule: messenger RNA, 591 nt
Organism: Penaeus monodon (black tiger shrimp)
Lineage: Eukaryota; Metazoa; Arthropoda; Malacostraca; Decapoda; Penaeidae
Source: RefSeq, a predicted model, not a curated record
GCAAAGGAAGGUGAGGGCGCAUACUUUGACGAUUACUGCAACUGGUCAUGGAUAGAAGAAUUUCGUGAUUAUAUAUUCAAUUCUCCUGCCUCCUACCUGGCUGCCACCUUCAUGAAAUCAUCAGAAGUAUCGUUCUACCACGAGCACGUACUCAAUAAAGAACCUGGGACGUCAAAACGAACUCCCUGGCACCAUGAUCAGUCAUAUUACCCUAUUGAUGGCGAAAAGGUGUGCUCGCUCUGGAUGCCGGUGGACCCCGUACCGAGGCGAACCUGCGUGCAAUUCGUAGCAGGUUCUCAUUUGUGGCCUUCUUGGUUCUAUCCCCGAAAGUUUGCUUCAGAAAUGAAUUAUACAAUAAAGGAAGAGAAAGAAGAGAAGGAUAAAGACCAGAAGUGCUUCGUCGACAUCCCCAUCCAGGAUAUAGAGGCCGGGAAGUGGCCUUUAUUGCAAUGGGAAUGUGAGCCAGGCGAUGUGAUUAUAUUCCACAUGAAGACAGUCCAUGGGGCACCAGGCAUACUUCCUUCAGUACUCACCGACGUGUCCUUUCUACUCGCUGGCUUGGUAAGCAUUAUGCGUUUUAUGGCUCUAUAG